CCCGUUACUCCAUCAUCAUCGGUCUCAGAACAGUUACCAAUCUUUGAGGAUAAGAAGCCGUGUUGCGAUCAAGUACCACAACAAGUGCAAUCACAACAUCCACCACCUCUUUCGAGACCAAAUAUCCCCUUGACCGCUCGUCAAAAAGGUCUCGUUGUCACUCAUUUCGAUACCGGUGCCUCAUUGGACGAGUUGGCUGCCAAGUUUCGGGUUUCAACUGAAGAUAUAGAGUACAUUAUAUCGAAUCGUGCUGAAGUAAUUCGUGACCAAACGGCUGCGCUAAUGGCUGAAAACGACAUGGAUGAUGAUCGUGACCGAAGUGUCAGUGGUGCAAGGAAAAAAAGUAGGGUGCGUCGAACGUCAUUCGUAGGUCUGAAUAUCCUAAUGUGGCGAUUCUUCAAAGACUGUCGUGACAACGGCAUUGUUUUGAACGGAAAGUUGCUGAAAGAACAUGCCAUGAUGAUUUCACGUCAGCUAGGGCUUGAGAACUUCAAAGGCUCAGAAGGCUGGUUGGAUGCAUUCAAGCGACGCCACCGAAUUGAUCUCAAGCUCAUGUCUGGUGUGCCGGUAAAUUACGAAGAAACUGAUGACGAUAAAAUGGAAGAUGAUCACGAAGACAAUCAGAAUACAGCGAGACAGCUCAACUCUUCACAGGUCCUAAGUGAAGGAACAACAGCAGCGUUGCUGGACUGCGUUGAGAAAGCGGUCGCUCCACCAAAACCAAGUGCGCCUCCUGUUGCCGUUGUCAGCAUUGCAAACACUAAGCCUCUUGAUUUGAAUAACCUUUUUGGAAGAAAUGAAACUGCGAGUGCAGGAACAACAGCAGCGUUGCUGGACUGCGUUGAGAAAGCGGUCGCUCCACCAAAACCAAGUGCGCCUCCUGUUGCCGUUGUCAGCAUUGCAAACACUAAGCCUCUUGAUUUGAAUAACCUUUUUGGAAGAAAUGAAACUGCGAGUGCAGAUGGCCAGAUCAAUACUUGUGUGAAUGGGAUGCCUAGUUCGCGGGUCUCGCCAGCCAGAAUGCAGCAACUCUCUCCGACACUGGCGUCCGACGAGAAAGGUUUCAUUGCUGCCGUGGUGAAGAGUGCAGCGAUUCGUGUAUACGACAAAGAGCUUUCAUCUGCUCUUGAAACUGUGCGAAGCUACAUCCUCAGCAACGAUGCAUCGGCCAUGCCUAUAUUUUUGGAGUUACAGAUGAAAUUAGCUGCGGUAUCGCGUGAGCAAAGCAAGCGAAUGAGGGAAGAGCGCAUGAAUGGGGAUGAGUCCACUGCAACCACUCAGAACGGAAACCUGUAA
Ostertagia ostertagi is the source of this 1296-nucleotide messenger RNA. The record is from the annotation of a GenBank genome assembly. NCBI's taxonomy places the organism in Eukaryota, Metazoa, Nematoda, Chromadorea, Rhabditida, Trichostrongylidae.